AUGAAUAGAUUAUUCGGAACUAAAAGCAGUGCACCAAAGCCUUCGUUAAAUGAUGCGAUUAAAGGAAUUGAUGACAGAGUUGGAUCACUAGAUGUCAAAUUAAGCAAAAUAAAUUCCGAAUUGUCAACGUAUCAACAGAAGAUAAGUAGAAUGAGAGACGGACCAGGUAAAUCUGCUUUAAAACAGAAAGCAUUGAAAUUGUUAAGACAAAGGAAACAAAUUGAAGCACAGAAAGAUCAAUUAGAGAAUCAAUCGUGGAAUAUGUCGCAAGCUUCAAUGACAACAGAUAAUUUACAAAAUACGAUGGUUACAAUUAAUGCCAUGAAGACAGCAAAUAAAGAAUUGAAAAAGACUUAUGGUAAAAUAAAUAUAGAUGAGCUAGAAAAUUUACAAGAUGAAAUGUUGGAUAUAAUUGAUAAAUCAAAUGAAUUGCAAGAAGCAUUAAGCACGAGUUACGAUGUACCUGAUGAAAUUAGUGAAUCUGAAUUAGAUGCAGAAUUGGAAGCAUUAGGUGAAGAAAUUGAUUUUGAGAAUGAAAUGGCUGAAAGUGGGAUUGGGGCACCAAGUUAUUUAAACGAUGUUGGAAAUACCCCAGAUAAAUUACCAAACUUUAUUGAUGAAGAGCCAGAGAAAGCCAAAGAAGUUGCUAAUUAA
Messenger RNA from Lodderomyces pseudojiufengensis, 654 nucleotides. It is a transcript of the gene CTA1, whose product is annotated as Cta1p. NCBI's taxonomy places the organism in Eukaryota, Fungi, Ascomycota, Pichiomycetes, Serinales, Debaryomycetaceae. The record is from RefSeq and is a predicted model, not a curated record. Gene Ontology annotation, cellular component: multivesicular body. Gene Ontology annotation, biological process: vesicle budding from membrane; late endosome to vacuole transport via multivesicular body sorting pathway. The coding region runs from base 1 to 654 and encodes 217 amino acids. The transcript has a single exon.